Molecule: messenger RNA, 1596 nt
Organism: Trichosporon asahii var. asahii CBS 2479
Lineage: Eukaryota; Fungi; Basidiomycota; Tremellomycetes; Trichosporonales; Trichosporonaceae
Product: acyl-CoA dehydrogenase, long-chain specific precursor
Exons: 6
Coding region: 1-1596 (531 amino acids)
Molecular function (GO): flavin adenine dinucleotide binding; acyl-CoA dehydrogenase activity
Source: RefSeq, a predicted model, not a curated record
AUGUCCAAGGAGAUGAAGCAGUUCACCCGCGACGAGGUCGCUCAGCACAACAAGGAGGGAGACCUCUACGUUAUCAUCGACUCGUACGUCUACGAUCUUUCCAAGUUCGCCCGUCUCCACCCCGGAGGCUCCGUCGUUCUCCUCGACAAGGAUGUCGCCGGUAAGGACGCCACCACCGUUUUCUUCGGUCUCCACCGCGACGAGGUCCUCCGCAAGCCCCAGUACCAGCGCCUGCGUGUUGGCCAGAUCAAGGGCGAGCAGGAGAAGAUCAAGCCUCACAUGCCCGGAGACCUUUCCAAGGUUCCCUACGCCGAGCCUACGUGGCUUACCCCCGCCUUCAAGUCGCCCUACUACAACGACUCGCACCGCGCCCUCCAGGUUGCCAUGCGCAAGUACGUUGACGAGGUCCUGUACCCCGACGCUCAGGCUUGCGAGGACAACGGCAAGCGCGCUUCGCCCGAGGUCCUCAAGUCGAUGGGCGACAACAACCUGAACCGCAUGCGUCUCGGCCCCGGCAAGCACCUUCACGGCAAGGAGCUCAUCGGCGGCGUCGACGGCAAGGAGUUCAACUACUUCCACGAGCUUGUCCUCACCCAGGAGCUCACCCGCUGCGCCGCCCGUGGCUACGGUGACGGUCUCAACUCGGGCAUGGUCAUUGGUCUGCCUCCCGUCAUGAACUUCGGCCAGGAGCCCCUCCGCUCGCGUGUCCUCGAGGAGGUCUUCUCGGGCCAGAAGGCCAUCUGUCUUGCCAUCACUGAGGCGUUCGCCGGUUCCGACGUCGCCGGUCUCCGCACCACCGCUGUCCAGCGUGAGGACGGCUCGUGGGUCAUCAACGGUACCAAGAAGUGGAUCACUGGCGGUAUGCACGCCGACUACUUCACCGUCGGAUGCCGCACCGACGGCGGUCUCACCGUCUUCCUCGUCCCCCGCGGCGAGGGCGUCACCACCAAGCAGAUCAAGACCUCGUACUCCACUGCCGCUGGUACCGCCUACAUUGAGUUCAAGGACGUUGUCGUCCCCAACGAGAACAUGCUCGGCCCCGAGAACGGCGGUCUUCUCGUCAUUCUCUCCAACUUCAACCACGAGCGCUGGAUCAUGUGCUGCUCGUCUGCCCGUGGCUCGCGCGCCAUCGUCGAGGAGUGUCUCCUCUGGGGUGCCCAGCGCACUGUCUUCGGCAAGCCCCUCCUUGCCCAGCCUGUCAUCCGUCAGAAGGUCUCCAAACCACCAUCUCAACCGCCACCUGCUAACAACAACAGGCUCGCCCACAUGAUCGCAAAGGUCGAGGCUGUCCAGUCCUACCUCGAGAACGUCACCUUCCAGAUGUGCAACAUGACCUACCGCGAGCAGAGCAAGCACCUUGCCGGCCAGAUCGGCUUCCUCAAGAUGCUUUCGACCCGUGUCGCCGGCGAGAUCGCCGACGAGGCCGUCCAGAUCUUCGGAGGUCGCGGACUGACCAAGACCGGCAUGGGACGCUUCAUAGAGCAAUUUCAACGCACCCAGAAGUUCGACGCCAUCCUCGGCGGAGCGGAGGAGGUCCUCGGAGACCUCGGUGUCCGCCAGGCUAUGAAGUUCAUGCCCAAGGACCAGCGCCUGUAA